Messenger RNA from Paraglomus brasilianum, 918 nucleotides. NCBI's taxonomy places the organism in Eukaryota, Fungi, Glomeromycota, Glomeromycetes, Paraglomerales, Paraglomeraceae. The record is from the annotation of a GenBank genome assembly.
AUGACUGCAUUACCACCCGGUAGCAACGGGCCUUCUAUCACAACUUCUAGCUCUUUAACACAACUAUUAUUCUUCGACACUGUAACAGCUAAUUCUACCAACCAUGAAGAUCCGCCAACAGAAUGUAUAAGGUUUCACCAGCGCGUUGUAUUGUCAGAGAUUAACAUAGUUCCCAAAAACUUCAAACCAUUUCAGAAUACACGCAAGAGUAAUUUUGUUGGACAAACCUCACCACCAAAGUUUGAUCUACACCUCCUAAUUCACAAAACUCUGACAGCUGAACAGCAAAAGUCGCAGGAUAAACGUUCCGUUAACUUGCCUUUACAUCCGUUAACGAUAUCCUAUGAUGAACGACGAGGAUUUCAAAGUUACGACGUGAAGUUAUCACCGGAGGCAACCACGCGUUUUAUCAUUCUCAGAGGCAACUAUCAGGCAGUGACGUUGUGUAUAUAUGGUCGAGUGUUGGAAAGUACCAAGACAUUGAAUACAAAGAGUAAAGAUACGCCUGUCUCUAUUGAGCUACCAAUAUCUUCUCAGAGAAUGGAUCAGUUGCAUGCAUUGAGAAAUAACGGAGAAAUUAUAGUGUACUCCAUAUCACCUGAUGAAAAUCUUUCAACUCGAACGUUGAGAUGUUUCUUGGAAGACGACUAUCAGAUUUCUUGGAAAUUUUUGCAAACAUAUACGCAACAAGCCAAAUCUAUGAUUGACAUUUUGGAUAGAGAUGAUUUUGAUCAAAUGGACAUUGAAGAUCCUUAUAUAAAAAACAGUAGAUAUAAUUUAACAGAAUUAUUGAAUCAGAUUGCUGAUGUGAUAGUGGAGGGCUGUGUAUGGGCCCUGAAUCAUGAAGAAUCCUAUGUUGAUGUAUUAAAUAUCACUGAAAAGGCUAUAUUGUUUGGAUGCGAUUUGCCAUCUGGAAAG